UUAACAACUUUAAACUUUGCACCAAUCACAACCCAAAGCCCAAUUCUAGCAACUUCCUCUCCUUUGACUCUUUCGUUCAAAUUUACACAGACACAGUACACGCGUCCUGAACCUCCGACCUCCUCUACUACACCCACCACCACUACCUCACUACUCAGUCACUCACUAAUAACAAUUAGCAAUUACACAGACAAGUGCUCAUAGUUACAGAAUGUCUUCAGUUCGUACAUUUAUGCUGACCCUAUCGUUGCCACGCAAGCACGGGCUCUCUCUCUUGUCUCCACAAUCUUCUUCGAUCGGAUUCAGGAGCUUCCGGAGAAGCUACGUGGCCGCCUCCUCGUCUGCUUUCGCUAACGAGAACCGAGAGUUUGUGAUCGUUGGAGGUGGCAAUGCCGCAGGCUAUGCGGCUCGGACUUUCGUCGAACAUGACAUGGCCAAUGGACGCCUCUGUAUUGUGUCUAAAGAGGCGUAUGCACCUUAUGAGCGUCCGGCUUUGACUAAAGGUUACUUGUUUCCUCUGGAUAAGAAGCCAGCACGCUUGCCUGGAUUUCAUACCUGUGUUGGAUCUGGUGGGGAAAGGCAAACUCCUGAUUGGUAUAAAGAGAAAGGGAUAGAGAUGUUUUAUGAAGAUCCAGUAACGGGUAUUGAUAUUGAGAAGCAAACAUUGAGAACAAAUUCAGGCAAGCAACUUAAAUAUGGAUCACUUAUAAUAGCUACAGGAUGCACAGCCUCGAGAUUUCCAGAUAAAAUUGGAGGAAACCUAUCUGGUGUUCACUACGUCCGAGAUGUUGCAGAUGCUGAUUCACUAAUAUCAUCGUUGGAGAAGGCAAGGAAGGUGGUUGUUGUUGGUGGUGGUUAUAUUGGCAUGGAGAUUGCUGCGGCAGCCGUUGGUUGGAAACUUGAUACAACAAUCAUAUUUCCAGAGAAGCAUCUCUUGCCAAGACUAUUUACUCCUUCUCUAUCCAAGAGAUAUGAAGAACUGUAUCAAGAGAAUGGCGUCAAAUUCUUAAAGGGUGCCUCCAUAAAAAACUUAGAAGCAGGUUCUGGUGGACGCAUAGCUGCUGUCAAACUUGAGGACGGAUCUGCCAUAGAAGCAGACACAGUAAUUAUUGGUAUUGGAGCAAAACCUGCUGUUGGUCCCUUUGAAAGGCUAGGUUUAAACACUAAUGUUGGUGGAAUACAGGUUGAUGGUCAGUUCCGGACAAGUGCUCCUGGAAUCUUUGCAAUUGGAGAUGUUGCAGCUUUCCCAUUAAAGAUGUAUGACCGUGUAGCACGAGUUGAACAUGUUGAUCAUGCUCGUCGGUCAGCACAGCAUUGCAUUAAAGCAUUACUAAGUGCCCAAACUCGCAUGUAUGAUUAUCUUCCAUAUUUUUAUUCAAGGGUAUUUGAGUAUGAAGGUAGCCCAAGAAAAGUGUGGUGGCAAUUUUAUGGGGAUAAUGUUGGAGAGACGGUUGAAAUUGGCAAUUUUGAUCCUAAGAUAGCAACUUUCUGGGUAGAUUCUGGUAAAUUAAAAGGUGUUCUUCUUGAAAGUGGAAGCACCGAGGAAUUUGAACUCCUGCCUAAACUUGCAAGGAGCCGGCCUUCUGUUGAUAAAGCCAAGCUUCAGAAUGCAUCUUCAGUAGAGGAGGCCCUAAACAUUGCUCGAACAUCCUUACAAGUAUAGUACACUACAGAAUAGUGCAGAAGACAUGUUACAAUCAUCAACUGAGAUUGCUUCAUUUACAGAUUUUUUAAUUAAUAAUCUUCAUUAGGACUUAGUAAGAGAAAUAAUAAUAAUAAUGAUGAUGAUGAUGAUGAUGAUGAUGUUUCUUUGGGGAUUAUUUUUCCUCGUUGUCAUGUUCAAUAACUUGAAUAUUUUAUUGAUCUUAUUGAUGUUCCUCUCGUUUUAUUGAUCUUA
Molecule: messenger RNA, 1897 nt
Organism: Quercus lobata
Lineage: Eukaryota; Viridiplantae; Streptophyta; Magnoliopsida; Fagales; Fagaceae
Gene: MDAR6
Product: monodehydroascorbate reductase 6
Exons: 17
Coding region: 212-1663 (483 amino acids)
Cellular component (GO): cytoplasm
Molecular function (GO): oxidoreductase activity, acting on NAD(P)H
Source: RefSeq, a predicted model, not a curated record